AUGAAGUUCACUGGAAUUGCUGCUCUUGCCCUCGCUGGCAGUGUCUCUGCUGCCGCUAUCCCGGUUGUGGAUACUACCGUCCAGUCCACUCUUAGCCAGCUGACCGGCGUUCUCGGAAAAGUCGACAAUGUUGUCGGUGGCCUUGUUGGCUGCGCUACCACCGAUCUCACUGAUCUGAAAGACGAACUUUCCACCAUCGAAGGCAAGCUGACCCAGCUGCUCCCUUCCAACAAGCGUGACCUCACCGGCACUGUCGGUGGCGUUGCUACGCCUGUGGUCGGAAUCGCUGGUGAUGCCGCUGGAACCGUUAAGGGUGUUGCUAGCGGUGCUGUUAACACUGUUGGAAACGUUGUUGGUGGAGCCGUCAACACUGUCGAAGGUGUUGCUUCUCCUGUUGUCAAGACAGUUGGUGGUGCUGUCGACUCUGUCGCCUCCCCUGUUGUCAACGCGGCUGGCGGAGCCGUCGGCACUGUCAAGGGAGCAGCAAGCGGUGUUGUCUCUGGUGCUGUCAACCUAAAGCGCGACAUCACUGACCUUUCUGGUCUUUCUGAGACCCUUGUCGCCAAGAUCCAGAGCGGUGACCUGACCGCCGGCGCUCUUGAGAAGGUCCUGGACCUCCUCAGCCAGAACGGAGGUCUUGCCAACCUUCAGUCCGUCCUUUCCCUUGUGUAA
Messenger RNA from Aspergillus eucalypticola CBS 122712, 672 nucleotides. RefSeq lists its product as uncharacterized. Bases 1 to 672 code for a protein of 223 amino acids. NCBI's taxonomy places the organism in Eukaryota, Fungi, Ascomycota, Eurotiomycetes, Eurotiales, Aspergillaceae. The record is from RefSeq and is a predicted model, not a curated record. The transcript has 5 exons.